AUGCAAAAACAAGGAAAAUUGAAUAAUACAAUUGGUGCAAGACAUAAUGACGAUUAUGAGGAUAAUGAAAAUUCAAGCAACAAUUCCUCAAAGAUGAUUAAUAAAAACAAGAGAAAAGGAUUUAUCGUCGGUGGAAAGAAAACAACUAUUGAUAAAUUUCCCUUCGUGGUUGCUAUUUUGAAAUUUUAUUCGCACUUUUGUGGAGGAUCUUUAGUCAAAGUCAACUGGGUGCUGACCGCUGCUCAUUGUUUGGCACAGGAAAGUGUUGAAGCCUUGACGGUUUUGGCAGGAGAGACAGACGUUUCGACCAACUAUCUUACCAAAGGACAAUGGUCACCGUCGAAAUUGCUGGUGGUUCAUUUGGAAUUUAGGGAAGAUCGAGGGGUUUAUAAUGAUAUUGGAAUGAUCAAGACCAGUUCGAAUUUCGCCGAAGAUGACUACGUCCGAUUGAUAAAAUAUGCAACUCCCACAAUCACUAACAAUGCCGAAGAUUUGACCGAAUUGAGUGACACUUGCAUCGUCAUCGGUUGGGGCGACACCAGGCAACAGAGGAAGAAGAGGACAAUAUGUGGAAUUACCACUGAUAUCCAACGAGGCAUGCAGAAGGGAAAAACCUGA
Messenger RNA from Ctenocephalides felis (cat flea), 618 nucleotides. Its product is annotated as trypsin theta-like. The transcript has 6 exons. Bases 1 to 618 code for a protein of 205 amino acids. Gene Ontology annotation, biological process: proteolysis. The record is from RefSeq and is a predicted model, not a curated record. Gene Ontology annotation, molecular function: serine-type endopeptidase activity. Lineage: Eukaryota; Metazoa; Arthropoda; Insecta; Siphonaptera; Pulicidae.